AUGAUUUCUUCUUCUGGGCACGCUCUCCGUCGUGGACUGUCCACAUCCGCAGCUCUCUCCAACAAGGACGCUUUCAUCGUUGGAGCUGCCCGUACUCCAAUUGGAUCGUUCCGUUCUUCUCUUGCUUCUGUAACAGCACCAGAACUCGCAUCCGUCGCCAUCAAAGCUGCUUUAGAGCGAGGAGCAGUGAAGCCAAGCUCUAUUCAGGAGGUUUUCCUUGGACAAGUCUGCCAAGCAAAUGUUGGCCAAGCUCCAGCUCGCCAGGCAGCUCUCGGAGCUGGUCUAGAUCUGUCGGUUGCUGUCACCACAGUGAAUAAAGUAUGCUCGUCUGGAUUGAAGGCUAUUAUUCUUGCUGCUCAACAAAUCCAAACCGGACACCAGGAUUUGGCUAUUGGAGGAGGAAUGGAGAGCAUGUCCCAAGUGCCACUGUACGUUCCUCGUGGAGAGAUUCCGUAUGGAGGAUUCCAAGUGAUUGAUGGAAUUGUAAAAGACGGACUCACCGAUGCCUAUGACAAGAUUCAUAUGGGUAACUGUGGAGAGAAAACUUCUAAGGAAAUGGGAAUUACCCGCAAAGACCAAGAUGAUUAUGCCAUCAGCAGUUAUAAGAAAGCAGCUGAAGCGUGGAAGAACGGAAACAUCGGGCCAGAAGUGGUGCCAGUGAAUGUGAAGUCCAAGAAGGGAGUCACGAUUGUUGAUAAGGACGAAGAGUUCACAAAAGUCAAUUUUGAAAAGUUCAACACCCUUCGCACAGUUUUCCAGAAAGAUGGAACUAUCACUGCUGCCAACGCCUCCACUUUGAAUGAUGGAGCUGCUGCCGUUGUCGUCGCUUCUAAAGAAGCUGUUUCUGCUCAGAACUUGAAGCCAUUAGCUCGUAUUUUGGCUUAUGGAGAUGCUGCUACUCAUCCACUUGAUUUCGCUGUUGCUCCAACAAUGAUGUUCCCGAAGAUUCUUGAGAGAGCCGGAGUAAAGCAAUCAGAUGUAGCUCAAUGGGAGGUCAAUGAAGCAUUCUCAUGCGUUCCUCUUGCAUUCAUCAAGAAACUCGGAGUUGAUGCUUCUUUGGUCAACCCACACGGAGGAGCUGUAUCAAUCGGUCACCCCAUCGGUAUGUCCGGAGCCCGCCUCAUCACUCAUCUUGUUCACACUCUUAAAAGCGGCGAAAUCGGAGUGGCUGCCAUUUGCAACGGAGGAGGAGGCUCCAGUGGAAUGGUCAUUCAGAAGCUGUAG
Molecule: messenger RNA, 1224 nt
Organism: Caenorhabditis briggsae
Lineage: Eukaryota; Metazoa; Nematoda; Chromadorea; Rhabditida; Rhabditidae
Gene: Cbr-kat-1
Product: Protein CBR-KAT-1
Exons: 5
Coding region: 1-1224 (407 amino acids)
Biological process (GO): fatty acid beta-oxidation
Molecular function (GO): acetyl-CoA C-acetyltransferase activity
Source: RefSeq, a predicted model, not a curated record